Lingula anatina is the source of this 1998-nucleotide messenger RNA. RefSeq names its product H2.0-like homeobox protein. Lineage: Eukaryota; Metazoa; Brachiopoda; Lingulata; Lingulida; Lingulidae. Gene Ontology annotation, biological process: regulation of DNA-templated transcription. The record is from RefSeq and is a predicted model, not a curated record. Gene Ontology annotation, molecular function: sequence-specific DNA binding; DNA-binding transcription factor activity, RNA polymerase II-specific.
UGCAAUUGCAGAAUGGAUUUUCAGAAAUUUGUUACAAGUCAGUAGUUGAUUAUAACUUUUCGAGUAAAAUAGGCAUUUCUGGUUUAAAUGCGUAAUACAUGAACUAGUCACAUGUGCAAAGCAGCCAUGGAUCAACGAUCGUUCCCUCGCCUAUGGCCAUCGUUUGGACACGAUAUGACCGGUACAACUUGCAGUUCAAGUCUUAAUUUCAAUUUCGUAAAUGGAAUCAAAGAUGGGCUCGAUGUUCGGAGAAAUCAUUUCGUUCAAACCAACGAGCUGGGAUUAGAAAAACAGCUGAACGAAAAGCGCUGCUUGAAAGAAUCUUUUGCGGUUUCUCGAGACAUGAAAGGGUUCGGAAACAUCCCUCCAUCCCUUAUGCCUUUGUUGCUGUAUUCAGGUUACAACUGGACGACACAGGCGACUGUGGGAAUACGAAGCAGAGAUCUAAAAUUUGGAAUAGACAGGAUUGUUUUUAAUGAGAGUGGCGGUGAGCCCACCUUUAAGGCCGACCAUUUUCACCCAGGCAAAGCCCUAUACAACCAGCAUUAUUUUUUGCCGCCGGAGAAAUGGGUAGCCGGUGGCAGGGAAUCGGUCAUGGCGUCACCCUAUACGUUUCCUUUAUCCGAUCAAGUUGGAUCGCGUCAACGAAUAUUUGACACAAAAUGCUUUGGACCUUCAGUUUUUCCAGGUCCAUACUCGGUAAUAGGGAGGCAUACGGACCCUUUCGCCAUUGCGGCUACCUCUGGGAGGAGAAAACGCUCGUGGACACGGGCUGUAUUUUCCUCUCUCCAGAGAAAGGGCUUGGAAAAACGCUUCGAGCUACAGAAAUACGUCUCGAAGAACGACCGCCGGCAAAUAGCAGCAAUGCUUGGACUUACCGACGCACAGGUUAAAGUUUGGUUUCAAAAUCGCCGAAUGAAAUGGAGACAAGCAAAAGAAAAAGAGGAGCGUCAUUUAGAAAAGAACGAAACCGAAACAACAAAAGACGACGGAGGAAAAAUUCCUAUUACUCAGAGCCUGCCCUCUUAAAAGAUACGUCUUUUUAUACUUGACAGUAAAACGUUAACAAAUUUGCCAUGGUUUUUACUUGAUAUACAAAAAGAAAUGCCAGUAAAAGACUAAAAGGAACUUAUUCUUGCUGUACUUCGGGAUCUUCACGGAUGUCAAUUCUCUUUUUAAUAUAACGCCAAGAAAAACAUUUAAGGAAACAGAAAACUAUAGCUAUCAACGGCUGAAACUUUUAUUGGAGUUUACGUAACCUCUUACUAUUUACCUUUGCCAAAUUAUUGUAGUGUGACGAACGUGGUGGGGGACGGCUGUAAAAUGUCUAAAGUGCAUAUUCGAUUAACCUAAUCUGUACCGAAUGUUCUUCGAAAUAGAGUAAGACAAACAGAGGAAAGGAAAUACUUUUCAUCGGCACUGCUCAAUCGAACAAGAAAUGCGUUUUAUUUGGACUUUUAUUUGUGAACCGUAGCUGGAAAAGUGCGAAGGCAUUCUGCACAUCGUCUAAUUAAAUUGGACUAUGGCUUUCGAUUAAAAAUUGCGGUUUUUCAAAAUUAAGCUGACAAUUGGCAAAUUUGGGGUUUGCAGCUGACAUUUAUCAAGCUUCAUUUUAGGGAUAACCAGAUAAACAGAGAGAAAGAGUGUACUUAGCAAAUAAGUAUAAAAAGCUUUGAGGACCGUUGCUCUUGUUUUUCACUUUGACAUUAUUUGUGUUGCCCCAACAAUGCGCACUAGAGGUGUGAUAAGAAAGCGUUAGUGGAAAAAUAAAAGUUCAGCAACAGUCUUUUCUAUCAUCACAGUACAUUUAAAACGAGCGGAAGUGCCAAGAAAAGAUAUAUCAAGGUUAAGCUACUGUUUAUGUUACAGUUAAAUGAAUUGCUAUUAUCAUAACCUUUAUAGUUGAUACGGCGAAAGAUCACCAAAUGAUGCGAGCCAUACUGUACAUCGAAAAGUGUCUAGUACCUAUAGCAUCUUGGGUAAUAUUUCAGAUACGUU